AUGCGGUGGAUAGUCCAUCAACCAGUCGAGGGGAGCUUUUUUUCCUUUCUUGUCAGCUCGAACGAUUACGAAUAUUUUCCUUUUGAAGCUGGUUCACCAUCUGAAGAGAAUUCGCUCAACUCGGCACAAUCAUGGUCGGCAGCGAUUCAAGCAGCGUUGAUGCCGGUCACACCACAAUCGUCAAUAGGCGGUCAGAAACGAGCAAACGACAUGGCGAAACUGAAAGUGCCCAAUGAAGGUCAGUCAGAUUAA
Cooperia oncophora is the source of this 252-nucleotide messenger RNA. NCBI's taxonomy places the organism in Eukaryota, Metazoa, Nematoda, Chromadorea, Rhabditida, Trichostrongylidae. The record is from the annotation of a GenBank genome assembly.